This is a messenger RNA of Paralichthys olivaceus (Japanese flounder), 717 nucleotides long. The record is from RefSeq and is a predicted model, not a curated record. Lineage: Eukaryota; Metazoa; Chordata; Actinopteri; Pleuronectiformes; Paralichthyidae.
GUGACCCUGUUCGAGCAGAGGAACUUUGCGGGCCGGAGACUGGACCUGAGUUCGGACUGUGCCAGACUCAGUGACAAGAACUUCCCAGAGAGAUGCAACUCUGUGCAGGUGGAGAGCGGAGCGUGGAUCGGUUAUGAGCAUGAGAACUUCAGGGGCCGUCAGUACCUGUGGGACAUGUCGGACCGAGGAGAGUACAACUGCUACGACAAGUGGUGCGCUCAGGUGGACCACGUGUCCUCGGUCCGCUCCGUCAAACAGGACAACAACCCGGCCCGAGCUCAGCUGUUCGAGCGAGCCGGUUACUCCGGGAAGAAGAUGGAGAUCCAGGACGACAUCCCCAACCUGAUGAGCCGCUACAGCCUCAACAGAGUCGCCUCCAUCCGGGUCCUCGGAGGAGCGUGGGUGGUGUACCAGGAGCCAAACUACAGGGGGCCUCACUACAUUCUGGAGAAACGUGACUACAACAACUUCUCUGACUGGGGCAGCCAGAACAACACGGUGGGCUCCAUGCGCCGCGUCCGCUUCAACUGAGCAUCUUCAUCAGUUUCAUCUCUGCCACCAGCUUCACCAUCAUCAUCACCAUCUUCAUCAUCACCAGCAUCAUCAUCUUCAUCACCAGCAGCAGCAUCAUCGUCCCUGUGGCUGCUGUGAACACGACUCCUCCUCCAUCACACACUUCUUGACCUCUGUCAGCUUUACACACAAUAAAACAUAUUU